AUGCCUUUUAAAAACUCGUUUAAGCCCAGCACUCCACGUUUAGCAGCAAGCGCAUCGAACAAGCGCAUGCGACCUUCGUUGGGUGGCACGUUGCAGAGGGCUCACCUGAUGGCUACUGGUGUACUGUGCAUCGUAGCAUUGUGCUUGGUGCAACGAGUGUCGGCCAAUACGGAGAUUGAAAACUUUGGACCGAUGCUGUGCAGAGCCGAUGCUGUUGGUCUGCUAUCCGACCACGCUGCUCACAAAGUGGCACGUGGCUGGCCGAUCUUGGUGCCUGCUUCUACCCCCAGCAGAUUCACCAUCCCGGCUGCGGCACGCCAAGAUGCGAGCGCGGAUCGUGGUGCUUGGAUUGUGCUGCAGCUGACCCGGGCCGCCCAAGACUCGAGUUGGCGGGAUGAUGAGCAGAGGGGAUCAGGCGAGGAGGAGGCAGUACACCAGGAGCAUGCACGAGCGGGAGAAGGCACGUCCUCUGCCGAAUCUCGAGCUGAUGCGGCACAGGUCGUCAGACCGACGGAAUUGGCUUCUGAUGAGCUGCCGCUGAUCGAUCAAGCCACGCAAGCAGAGGUCUCGCCUAGAGAUCGUUUCCUGACGCAUAUCUGGCACAAAGUGGCAUGGAUGUUGAGCAAGCGGUAUCAAUUAAGACUUAGUUGGAGUGCCAGUUUCCCAGCCAAAUUCUGGGUAGAAGUCUACACGCCUGAAGGUAUGCUAGAGGCUGGAGGCAUUUCUUGGCAGGCAGCACAGAAGGAGGGGCCAAGCAAUGAUACCAAUGCAGUCCGCUCUGAUCGCGCUGCUCAAGCCUCCGAUGCCUCUUCUCAACCACGGACUGCAUCCGGCCGUGGAGGUCUCGCUCAGCCUACAGGCACGCCUCAGCCAGCCCAGCCUGAAGGGCCUACUGUGAUCUCUCAGGCUGAUGCGAGGACCCCACCGGAAGCUUAUGCGCAGACGGGGGGUGAAGCACCUGCUCUUUGGCCCUGUCCGCGAGUAUACGCGCGGAUCAGAGCUGUGCACGAUGGCACGCCCAUACCUGUCAUGGCACCAAAGGCACCUUCCCUUUUGGUUCGUCUGGCUCAAACGUACCUCGGCGCUCUAGGACCUGGUGAGCAUCAAGACGGCGGCAGACAGCCUGCUCUGCAUUCCUCAAAUGUCCCCAUCCACCUCAUCCUCGAACCUCUGGACUUGGGACUCAUUCCUCACACUGCCUUGAGCCUCUUGGCGCUGCUUCUGCCCACCAUGGCUAUCGCUUGGACCAUCUGCGUGCCUCUUGCGCUUGCCGCUUGCACCGCUGCCCUGCGUUGUGCAGUGCAACGCGAUCUGCAUGUCAAGGCGGAGUGA
Molecule: messenger RNA, 1332 nt
Organism: Ceraceosorus guamensis
Lineage: Eukaryota; Fungi; Basidiomycota; Exobasidiomycetes; Ceraceosorales; Ceraceosoraceae
Exons: 3
Coding region: 1-1332 (443 amino acids)
Source: RefSeq, a predicted model, not a curated record